UUUGCCUGUUGCCAUGGAAAUGACUGGGUUCAGGAUGUUACAGUUGGUGCACAUAGUUAAUAGCAUCCUAGUCCUAAUGACUAUCUAUCCUUUAUGUGCAUCAAUGUCAAGUAAGAUACUGAAAUCCUCCACGGAGCUGCUGGAGAAAGAGUCAAAGAGGAUGGAGAAGGAAGGAUUGCGUUGUGCCCUGACCACUUUAUCAUUGAAAACCAUCGAUCAUAAUAGACUUAUAGGAAAGUGUGACAAAAUGAUCCCAUGUCUGAUAAAAUAUUUGGAAGACAAAACAUCUGACAGAUGGGCGUGGUGCGUCCUGGCGCAAUGCUACAAACAGCAGCGGUCUGCCUCAUCGCUUAUCAACAACAGUUUUAAGCAGGCGAGCAAACUUCACGGACGAUUUUCCGAGUUCGUUCAACAGUGGCAUUUCAUUGGUCCGUUCGGAGUAGGUAAAAUGGAACUGGAUGGCGAUCCUUUAGAAUUCUAUGGAGGAAUACAAGAAGUUGCAAAAAGGAAAUACAAGAAGGGAGAGAAAUUUUAUUCCGAGUUAGUUCCGAAUGCAAAGGUCAAAUGGACGGUACUCAAACAGAGAGCCAAGAAUGAAAACGUACAGAUUAGUCCUGAAGGAGUGCAGUGGAAUGAUUUGGUGAAUUCCAUCGGUUCGUUAGCGAUUUACGAAUGGCAGGGGUGGGCAGUCGGUGAGUUUGCCGUAAACGAGAACAAUUUGAAUUUAGUCUUCCAGUGCCUUGGCGUGCACACAUUUUACAUCGAUAGUCGACCGGUCACGGGCGAUGUGUAUCGCCGUGAAGUGUAUUGGUACUCUGUCUCUCUCACGAAAGGUAUUCAUACAAUUUAUGUGAAGCUUCGGACCAAAGUUCAAAUUGCAUUCCAGUGUGUCAUCGAGCAAGCAGCAAAUGAAUUCAAUAUACCAAAUCAGUUCCUCGUCCCUGAUCUAGUCGAUGGGCAUUUAUUCAGUGAUGUCCUUUCGUUGCAAAUAGUCAACCUAUCGCCGGAAAAAUGGUUGUCGAUGAUUAGAGUGUCCGUGUUGAGCCAAUCUCAAGGAAAUGACAUUGAGGCACAACUUUUAGAUGAUGCGAAGUAUUUUUCAAUAGCCCCUGGACAAGUUAGACCAAUCUCUAUUCGACUCUUAUCAAAUGUGGACAAGAUUAUCAACCCCUGUUCAGAUAUUCAGCUAAAACUAAACCUGGUUACAUCUUUGGGACAGAAACUGAUUUCAGUGACCCUCCGUUGUCGUACUCUAGACCAGUCGUUUAUUUUCACGUUUGUUGAUCACGACGGAUCAGUCCAGCACGCCGCGGCGAUUCACCCGACAUCCGACUGUGAUAGCGACAUCUGUCCAACACUUCUCACAUUACACGGAACGAGCGUCCCAGCUCAGAAUCAAGCAGACAGUUACAAGUACAUGAAGGAUGGCAACUAUGUGUUUGGUCUUGAUGGAAUUUGGACGCUGGCCCCAACAAGGCAUGGGGCACACAACUGGGAGGGUCCAGGUGCUCUGACUGCCAUGACUGCCCUUGAAAAGUUAGCUGCAUUAACCAACAGUCUUUCAUGGAUCAAACAGAAGGCGUCUGCUCAGCAUGUUAUAUUUGCAGGACAUUCAAUGGGAGGACAUGGGGCUUGGCACCUCGGAACACACUUUCCAGAUAGAGCUCUAGGAUUGAUAUCGUUGGCUGGGUGGAUCAAGAAAGAGGAAUAUGGAGACAGCAAUCUAUUUUUCAUGCAUGAUAUAGCCACGAGCCACACCGACCCAGCCGUGAAGACCAUCCUGGAGGCUUGUAUUACAGAAAACGAUGCGGACAGACAUGUCUCAAACAUACAGGAUGUUCCAGUGUUAUUAAGAAUAGGAGCAAAGGACAGGACCGUCCAUCCCUACUUUGUUCGCCGUAUGUACCGCAUACUGAAUGAAUACAAAGUGAAUGUCACCUACACUGAGCUGGCAGGGAAAGAGCAUUGGUGGUGGGACACGUGGCAGACGAACGACGGUGGUGCCGUAAAUGACCCAAAGUUGCGAGACUUUACCCUCGGCGUUGUCAGACUUCAUCGCGAGCAUCAGAAACUUGAUACUGAGUCUAAAUAUUCAAAGGCAGCAAAUGAGGACAAGUCUUUCACUUUAUCUGUGAUCAAUCCAGCAUUUGGUGGCAGUCUGAAUGGACUGAAGAUACUGCAGCAGACAACACCCUUUCGGAUUAGUACGAUCAAGGGUGUUCUGAGGGUUCAUGACGCUUCUUUGGAAACAGCGAAUGUUGCCAGAUUUUCUAUUGGAGGUUCGUCUGUUCGACCAUUGUCAUGGAAACAGCUCAAACUUACGAUUGAUGGUCAAGAUAUUGAAUGGCACGAGUCAGAUGGUACUGACGAAUUCUGUUUGAAGUCGGGAAAAUGGACGCUCUGUAUUCUUGAUGAUUUGAAACAUGAGAGAGGCCCUUCAAAUCUAGGACCAGCGAGACGAGUUGCUGAACAACCAUUUCUGAUCGUAAUAGGCACUAAAGGGAGUGAGAUGAAGACGGCGAUCUUUGAGUCUGCUUUAUACAUCGCAAACCUAUUUCAUCUGACGUCUGAUGCGCUGGCACCUAUCGUCAAGGAUACUGAUAUCACUGAGGAUAUCAAAGCAAAGUAUAACUUGAUAUUACUAGGAGGUCCAGAAGAAAAUCACUGGUCAGCUGAAUACAUCUCCAAAGUUCCGAUCAGCAUCAAGAAAGGAUUUCAGCUUGGGAGCUGCUCCUUCUCCGAUCAGCGUUCGGGUGCUAUGUUCUUGGCCCCAAACGGGCAAACCAACCUCGCCAUGGUCUUGAUGGGUUUAUCAGUUCAAGGCUUCAGAGACGUCGUCACCCUUGCUUCUCCGACUAUACCACCAAUGACUAGGUCACCAUUUUCUAACUUGAUCCCCGACUUUGCCAUCACUGGUCCCGAGUUCAAGGCAAAAGGACCUGGAGGAUAUAGCUGUGUUGGAUUCUGGGGUAACCGAUGGGAACUGCGGCCAGACCUCAUUUCGUGUGUGUGCUAGUGUGGAAAUUUUACAAAAGUGCCAACAUCAGGACAUUCCAGGAAAAUUGCAUUUGAUGCAAGAUACCUAAACUGAUGGGUAAUUGCAUUUGAAGUGCAUUUAACUUUGUCUGUAUUAACCGUACUCAACUGUGACUAGGACAGUCCACUGUGUAAUCAUCUGUCUGUUACAUUUGUGAAUCAUUAGCAUAUGUAUUUUGAAACAAAAUGCUUUUCUAAACU
Messenger RNA from Lineus longissimus, 3237 nucleotides. RefSeq lists its product as uncharacterized. The record is from RefSeq and is a predicted model, not a curated record. NCBI's taxonomy places the organism in Eukaryota, Metazoa, Nemertea, Pilidiophora, Heteronemertea, Lineidae. The transcript is spliced from 14 exons. The coding region runs from base 14 to 3016 and encodes 1000 amino acids.